Capsella rubella is the source of this 1200-nucleotide messenger RNA. Its product is annotated as putative dynamin-related protein 4A. Gene Ontology annotation, molecular function: GTP binding; microtubule binding; GTPase activity. The coding region runs from base 1 to 1200 and encodes 399 amino acids. The transcript has 2 exons. Lineage: Eukaryota; Viridiplantae; Streptophyta; Magnoliopsida; Brassicales; Brassicaceae. Gene Ontology annotation, cellular component: cytoplasm; microtubule; membrane. The record is from RefSeq and is a predicted model, not a curated record.
AUGGAAGGCAGUAAGAUCCCCAAUGUUGAUGAGCCUAAUGUCGAAGCUGAGUUGGCCCCUCCUUCUUUAGCCAACGAGCAUCCUAAUGUCGAAACUGAGUUGGCUCCUCCUUCUUUAGCCAACGAGCAUCCUAAUGUCGAAGCUGAGUUGGCCCCUCCUUCUUUAGCCAACGAGCAUCCUAAUGUCGAAGCUGAGUUGGCUCCUCCUUCUUUAGCCAACGAGCAUCCUAAUGUCGAAGCUGAGUUGGCUCCUCCUUCUUUAGCCAACGAGCAUGAUGAGCCAUCUGAAGUCCUUAACAUCGUAGACGGGCUCAGCAACUUGAACCUGGGGAAAGAAGAGAUCCAGCUUCCGACCAUAGUCUUGGUCGGAGACCACGGUUAUGGGAUGUCUAGUGUUCUCGAGUCCUUGGCAAGAAUCGGUUUGCCUCGUGGGCAAGGACAAAGCACUAGGUUUCCUCUAGUGGUGAAGCUUCAGAAAAGCUCUAACCCUGUCCCAGAUAUUUGCCUUGAGUAUAAAGGAAAACUUGUUCCUACAGAUGAGGAUCACAUAGCUGAGGCAAUUGGUACUGCUACUGAUGAAAUCGCUGGAUCUGGUAAAGGUGUAUCAGACACUCCCUUAACUCUUCAUGUUAAGAAGGCAGAUGUUCCUGAUCUUACGUUGGUUGAUCUCCCUGGGAUAACCCGGGUUCCUGUGGAUGGACAGCCUAAAAACAUCUCUACAAAGAUCUCCAAGAUGAUUAUGAAGUUCAUCAAGCCAGAAGAAUCCAUCAUCCUCAAUGUUCUGCCAGCGUCAGUUGAUUUCACAACCAGUGAGUCCAUAAGUAUGUCUAAGAAAGUCGACAAAAAUGGGGAAAGGACUUUGGCUGUGGUCCCUAAGUCUGACAUGUCUCCUGAAGGGCUCCUGCAGAAACUUACUGCGGAUGAUGUGAGCAUUGGAGUUGGCUAUGUUUGUGUUAGAAACCGGAUAGGAGAGGAAACAUUUGAAGAAGCUCGCAAGGAAGAAGAGAUACUUUUCAGUACCCAUCCAAUGCUUUCCGUGAUUGACAAGGAUAUCGUAGGCAUUCCUGCUUUAGCUAACAAGCUGAAGCAGAUCCAGGAAGCGAUGAUAUCCCGACAAGCUGCAAAACCACCCCAAUACAAAUCAACCCGGCUGCGAAUUCCAAGCCGCAGAUACUCGCCUGAUUCCUACAUACUCACAUAA